AUGACCCAGAAGUAUGUCAUUUGCUGGGUAGAUAUUCACGACAGCGUAGUCCUUUUCAUGACAAACGAUGCUCUAGAAGAACAACUACAAGCCAGUGCGGGCAACAGGGAAUGGAUCUACAUCAGCAUAUCCACCGCAGGCUCGACUUUCACAUGCACCUAUAGAACAGCAGGACUUGGACUUCUCAAUAGAAAGUUUUGGGCUAAUGCAGCACUUAUGAGCAAUCUUACGGUUCAUACAGAUCCAACAGGUCCUCUCAUCCGAAUUUCAACCCGAAUAACUUGUCUGAUGAUGUUUCUUACCCAACUAUUACUUGAUCGUCCACUUGGCAUGAUUGAUACUCAAGUCCUGUUUAUCAAAUUCUGGCAGUACACCUUAUUCCUUCGUCUCCUCAAACGUUGCCUGUUACACUCUGUUGCAUGUGUCACCUGUGCCUACAAGAAUAUCGACAUGGUAUUCUAUACCAAAUAGUGGCUCCAUUAAAAGAGAGAGUGA
Molecule: messenger RNA, 495 nt
Organism: Lobosporangium transversale
Lineage: Eukaryota; Fungi; Mortierellomycota; Mortierellomycetes; Mortierellales; Mortierellaceae
Exons: 4
Coding region: 1-471 (156 amino acids)
Source: RefSeq, a predicted model, not a curated record